GUUAUUGUAGACGUCUUACCCGAAAGCAAGCUGAAAUUAGCAAUUUUUAGAAACGCAAAUUCAAAACGGCAGUGAAAAUAAUUGUUUUUCUUCAAAGCUAUUAUAUAAAAAAAGAAAACUAUAUAUACUGUGUCUUAAACCCAAUGCACAAUGGAUAACGACGCUUGCGCUUCUGUUGAAAAGGAGCUAGACCGCGUAGUAACGAAAUUGGAGCAACUAUACGAGACUUCCACCGCCGAAAUAGGAGACAUUGCGUCUUUAAUGUCCGAGCUAGUUAAAGUGCUGAAUAAGGCUGAGAACGAGAUGGUCACUACACUGAACACCAGCACUCAAAUGAAUGCACCUGCCAACGUGGACGACCCCAUGGGUGAUGGCGUUAGCAUGCAGGUGGAGACGGAGCCGGCGGAACCACAGCGUCUGACCGAACGCCAAAUAGAAAUAAUAAGAGAAGCGUUGUCCAAGUGCAACGAACGCGUACAAAAACUCUCAACAGAGCAUCGGGACCUCCAUGGAGCUGUAUCAAAGAUUGGUAAAGCUAUUGAUCGCAAUUUCAGUGCGGAUUUUAGCUCCACCAUGCGCGUUGAUGUGCUGCAGGAGGAGGACAAUCUGAUGUUGGUCAACAAAGCUAUCGCCAAGCACUACUGCCGUCAGGGUAUGGAUAGUGUGGCCCGAACCCUGAUCAAGGAAUGUAACAUGGCCGAAGAUAAUGCCCAAGAUGUGUUCGACUCUGAGCGAGAGUUCGCGGAAAUCUACAGUAUUUGGCUGCAGAUACAGAAAAGAUAUCUAAGGGAAGCGUUGGAAUGGACCAUACGUCAUUCAGAACAACUUUUAGAAAGGCAUUCUAUCAUUGAGUUUCGUCUGCAUCGUAUGCGUUUUAUGCAACUGGUCUCGCAAGGAGUUGGCUCACAAAACGAGGCCAUAAUGUACGCUCGCACCAAUUUCAAGAAGUUUGCAGUACGCUAUGAGCAUGAGAUUGCCAACUUAAUGGCCAGCUUCAUAUAUCUGCCCGGCGGACUGGAAAAUUCGCCUUAUAAACAUUUCCUGGAGCAGGAAAUGUGGACAGAAUUGUCGUUCAUAUUUUUGAAAGACGCAUGUCAAUUGCUUGGCAUAAGCAAAAAUUCUGCGCUCUCCGUGGUGAUCAAUGCUGGUUGUACAGCUCUGCCAGCACUGUUGAACAUCAAGCAGGUGAUGCAAUCACGCCAGGUGCUGGGCAUGUGGAAUGGGUGUGACGAGCUGCCAAUUGAAAUAGAUCUCCAGCCUGAAUUUCGUUUUCAUUCAAUUUUUGCCUGUCCGAUUUUACGGCAGCAAACCUCGGAGGACAAUCCGCCGAAGAAGUUAACGUGCGGCCAUGUUAUUUCGAACGACGCCUUACACAAGCUAAGCAACGGGCAUAUCCUUAAGUGUCCAUAUUGUCCCGUCGAACAGAACUCCGAGGAAGCUGUUCGUAUUUACUUUUAAUUUUAAGUCUCUGAUAUGUAAAACGAUAGCAAAUAAGUGAGCCUGUUUGAAACGAGAUGUUUGGCUUGGAGUUUCUUAGAUUCGAAAUUUCCGUAUCAAUGAAUUUUAAUGGUUCCCCAGAAUUGCACGGAGCAUACAUUUGCAAUAUAUGCAUCGGCUUUUAGAAAUCUUAGCAAUUUAUAAUCAAACCUUCAACCGCGUUUGUACUUGUAUGUGCUCCUUCUUGAUCCGAAUGAUACAACCAUCAGCCACAAUAAUAGAGAACAAUGUAACGUUUUAGUUUUAAAUAAAUAUACAUAUAUAUGAGUAAAACACAAGCGUAAA
This is a messenger RNA of Scaptodrosophila lebanonensis, 1782 nucleotides long. It is a transcript of the gene Sou, whose product is annotated as E3 ubiquitin-protein ligase RMND5A. NCBI's taxonomy places the organism in Eukaryota, Metazoa, Arthropoda, Insecta, Diptera, Drosophilidae. Gene Ontology annotation, cellular component: GID complex; nucleus; cytoplasm. Gene Ontology annotation, molecular function: protein binding; ubiquitin protein ligase activity. The coding region runs from base 151 to 1458 and encodes 435 amino acids. The record is from RefSeq and is a predicted model, not a curated record. Gene Ontology annotation, biological process: proteasome-mediated ubiquitin-dependent protein catabolic process. The transcript has a single exon.